AUGGAAAAUGGUGACAGGGUGGAGGAAUUGGAGAAUGGUGACAGGACAGAGGAAUUGGAAAAUGGUGACAGGGUGGAGGAAUUGGAAAAUGGUGACAGGGUGGAGGAGUUGGAGAAUGAUGGAAUGGAAAAUGAUUAUAGCAGUGAUGAAGAAGAAUUAGCAAGCUACUCUGAGCAAAAAUCCAUAAUCAAAUUUUUGAACUCAGCUAACAUUAGCGAUUUAUGUCGAGUAAAAGGAUGUUCAUUGGUUAAAGCAAAGAAACUUUGUCACUUACGUCCAUUUGAUUCAUGGAAUGAUCUGAUGGAUAAAAUAUCACAGGCAAAGCACCUGACUAUUGAGCUUGCCUUGGAGUGUCUAAAUGUAUUAAAACAACGAGAAAAGAUGGAAGAACUAAUAAAGAAAAGUGAAUGUAUCAGUAAAAGCAUCGAAGGUCUCUUUGAAAUGAAAAGAUGUAAUCACGAGAAUAACGGGAGUGACUCGACAUCGUCCAUGUUAGUUGUUAAAGAAAAAUACGCUGUCUCUGAACCAAGUCUCGUGGCUUCUGGGUUUAAACUCAAGUCUUAUCAACUAACCGGUCUGAACUGGCUUAUUGCGUUACACAAACGAGAUGUUAAUGGAAUUUUAGCUGAUGAAAUGGGAUUGGGUAAAACUAUACAGGCAAUUGUCUUUCUAGCGUAUCUAAUCGAGCAGAACGAAGGACCUCAUCUUAUUGUAGUACCAUCUUCAACACUUGAUAAUUGGAAAAGAGAACUGGAGCGUUGGUGUCCUUCAAUCACGUGUUUACUUUAUUACGGGUCGCAGGCCGAGAGAAGAGCAUUUAGAGACGAAGUGCUGUAUUCCGAACGCAAAUUUCAGAUACUGCUUACAACUUACAACAUGGGAGUAAGUUCAUCAUUUGACUCAAAUUUUCUAAGGAAAUUGAAAUUUCAUUACGCUGUUUUUGAUGAAGCACACAUGCUGAAAAACAUGAAAUCUCAACGUUAUCAACAACUCAUGCGGAUCAAGCCACGUAGGAUGCUGUUGUUGACCGGUACUCCGAUACAGAACAAUCUUCUUGAAUUGAUGUCAUUGCUGUAUUUCAGCAUGCCUGAUGUAUUUGCGCAGAGCAUGGAUGGAAUUAUUUUGUUGUUUGGUGAAAAUCACAAGAAAAAAAACAUCGAGGAUUCUCCGUAUGAACAGGAAACAGUUGAUCAAGUGAAGCGUAUAAUGGCACCAUUUGUUUUAAGACGAUUGAAAAAUGAUGUGCUAGGUAACUCCCUUCCCCCGAAACAUGACCAUGUUAUCGAAUGUGAGCUCACUCCACGACAAAGAACUGUGUAUGACAACGCAUACACUGAACUUCGUAAGAAUCUGGAGUCGGGAGAGGCAUUUUCAGGCAGUAGCGGUUUGGGUUGUCUUACUGAGUUACGAAAAGCUGCAAAUCACUCCCUUCUCCUUAGGUCCCAUUACAAUGAUGAGAUUCUGCAUAAAAUGGCAGUAAAAUAUUGCAAGGAUCCAUGUCAUCGCGAUUCUGAAGUGAAAUUUGUUUUCGAAGAUCUACAAGUUAUGUCAGAUUUCGAAAUCAGCAGAUUUUGUCGCACAGAACGGAGCGUUAAAGAUUAUCACCUGUACGAAGACUUCCUGAUGGAAAGUGGGAAAUUACGCUACAUUGACAAGAUUCUACCGGAUUUUAAAGAGAAGGGAGAUCGCGUUCUUCUGUUCAAUCAGUUCACCUUGACGAUGGAUAUUCUUGAAGUUUAUUUGCGAAUCAAGGGUUUCAAAUACUUGAGAUUUGAUGGAUCUGUAUCUGUGGAAGAAAGGCAAACUCUUAUCGAUAAAUUCAACGCCGAUAACAAUAUAUUUAUAUUUUUGCUGUCAACUAAAGCAGGUGGCCUGGGUAUUAAUUUAACUUCGGCGAACGUCGUUAUCCUCUUUGAUUCCGACUUUAAUCCUCAUAAUGACAAACAAGCGGAAGCUAGAUGUCAUCGUUUGGGACAGACAAGAGAGGUGAACGUUUAUAGACUGAUUUCGACAGAUACCAUCGAAAAUACGAUUUUGAAAUGUGCCAAUGAGAAAAUACGUCUACACGAAGAUGUUUCAGGAAAUCAGAGCAGUGAUCAAAAGAGUAUUGAGGGUUUUCUUACUUCGCUGUUCGGAUCGACGAAAACUGAGAAAAAGAAUAUGUAUGAAUGAAAUUACGUAAAAUUUCAAUAAUUAAAUAUAUAAUAAUGUAAAAACUUGACAUUUUCAAAGAAAAACUUAAUAAUUUUUGAGGAUUGAAUUUUCUCAAUGAAAGCAAUGAAUGUGAAAAACAUACGAUUGCUAUUAUGGAUAUAAGUAUGAAAACACGCGAUAUUUAUCACGGUUUGUGUAUUUUAACACGUGAUGGUGAUCAUAGAAGUAUAUUCACACGUGUUAUUACUUUACUUAGAGGUAUAUGGACAUUAGAUUUUGUUAUUAUGACCCAGGCCUCUAAAUGUCACCGAUCGUUAUCCAGUAAUAUUUUUCAUUUUGACCAGCAAAUGAAAAUCUCAUGAUUAUAUACACGUUC
Messenger RNA from Xenia sp. Carnegie-2017, 2530 nucleotides. RefSeq names its product SWI/SNF-related matrix-associated actin-dependent regulator of chromatin subfamily A containing DEAD/H box 1-like. The record is from RefSeq and is a predicted model, not a curated record. NCBI's taxonomy places the organism in Eukaryota, Metazoa, Cnidaria, Anthozoa, Malacalcyonacea, Xeniidae. The transcript is spliced from 20 exons. Bases 1 to 2172 code for a protein of 723 amino acids. Gene Ontology annotation, cellular component: nucleus. Gene Ontology annotation, molecular function: chromatin binding; DNA binding; ATP binding.